CUGCUUAGGGCGGCACCCCCGAGCAGUCCGCCGGGCCCGCGGCUCUUCCCCGCCCUCCCGCCGCCCGCUCGCAACCCGCCUCGAGGCCCGAGGCAAAGGCGGGCUGGGGAGAGCGGGCGGCGGCCCCAGCGCCCCGCCCGGGAUUCCCCUCACGCGGCCCGGUCCCGCCUUUCCCCGCCGAGGGAGGGCGGAGCGAGCCCGGCUGGCCUGCCCAGUGCCGCCCCGCGCCCUUGGCCCUCCCUGCCCGCAGCCCGGCCGGCGGGGAAGAGGCGCCCACGAGGCGAUGGCGGCGGCGGGCGGGUUCAGAACUGUAGAGCCUUUGGAGUAUUACAGGAGGUUCUUGAAAGAAAACUGCCGGCCUGAUGGGAGGGAGCUUGGUGAAUUCCGGACAACCACUGUCAACGUAGGUUCAAUAACUACUGCAGAUGGCUCUGCCCUUGUGAAGCUAGGAAACACAACUGUGAUAUGCGGCAUAAAGGCGGAAUUUGCAGUGCCCCCUGUUGAUUCCAGCAAUAAGGGAUAUAUUGUUCCUAAUGUGGAUCUGCCUCUGCUCUGUUCGUCAAGAUUUCGACCUGGACCUCCAGGGGAAGAGGCUCAGGCAGCCAGUCAGUUUAUGGCUGACGUGAUUGAAAAUUCACAGGUAGUAAUGAAAGAAGAUCUGUGCAUUGUAGAUGGGAAGCUUGCUUGGGUCCUGUACUGUGAUAUGAUAUGCUUGGACUACGAUGGGAAUCUUCUGGAUGCCUGCAUGUGUGCUUUUCUGGCAGCUUUAAAAAACGUGCAGUUGCCUGCUGUUAGCAUAAAUGAAGAAACCGGUUUGGCCGAAGUUAAUUUGAAAGAGAAGACUCCUUUGACUAUCAGGAAGGAACCAGUGGCUGCAUCAUUUAUCCUGUUUGACUCGUUACUGAUUGUUGACCCAACUGCAGAAGAGGAGGACUUGGCGACUGGGACUGUAACGAUUGUAACUGAUGAGGAAGGCAAACUGUGUGCUGUUCAUAAACCAGGAGGGAGCACACUAACGGGAGCCAAACUUCAAGACUGCAUCAGCCGUGCAGUAACAAGACACAAAGAAGUGAAGAAGCUGUUGGACAAAUUGAUCAAAAGCAAAAAGGCAAAAUAAACCCUCAGUUUGGUCUCUUCGGAAAGAGGACUUGUAAAAUGUAUAUUUCCCCACAGUACACACACACCAGUUAUCUCAAAAAUACAUUUAUAAAGUUGUAUCAAAACAUUUUUCCACGA
Eublepharis macularius is the source of this 1236-nucleotide messenger RNA. It is a transcript of the gene EXOSC8, whose product is annotated as exosome component 8. NCBI's taxonomy places the organism in Eukaryota, Metazoa, Chordata, Lepidosauria, Squamata, Eublepharidae. Gene Ontology annotation, cellular component: nuclear exosome (RNase complex); cytoplasmic exosome (RNase complex). The record is from RefSeq and is a predicted model, not a curated record. The transcript has 11 exons. Gene Ontology annotation, biological process: TRAMP-dependent tRNA surveillance pathway; U4 snRNA 3'-end processing; U1 snRNA 3'-end processing. Bases 284 to 1117 code for a protein of 277 amino acids.